AGGGACAGAGAUAGAGGGGCCUAUGGGGGUGGAGGGUUCUUUUCUUCUCCGGUGGCACACAACGGAAGAUUGAGAGUCAGACAGAUCUCCUUGGAUGUUCUGAGAAAGGAGAUAUGGUAUAAAAAGAGGGAAGAAAGCUGUGGUUGUUUCAAAGCCAUCAGAAAACCCAAUAGUAAAAGGACGGAAGAAAGAGAACGACCAAGGCUCCCAUCUUGAUUUGUGAAGGACUGAGGAUAUAUUUCCGGCUGUUAUUCGGUGCUGUGCUCUUUCCUGGCAGCUAUAAAAUGGCCCUGGGAAUGAGAGUGUACGGUUGGGCUCUGCUCUUCCUUUCAGUCGCAGCUGCAUCCAAGCAGACUUUACACAGGAUCUCUCUGAAGAAAAUGCCCUCCAUUAGAGAGACCUUGCAGGACAUGGGUGUCUCACCAGAAGAGGUCUAUGAACAGCUGAUCCAGAAGAAGGGGGACAGUCCCUCACCUGGCAAUGGCACAGCCCCGACCCCGCUGACCAACUAUCUGGAUGCUCAGUAUUUUGGGGAGAUAAGUAUAGGCUCUCCAGCUCAGAUGUUCAAUGUGGUGUUUGACACAGGCUCAGCCAAUCUAUGGAUUCCCUCCUUUAACUGCUCCCCACUUUACUCAGCUUGUUUCACUCAUAACCAAUAUGACGCAUCUAAGUCUCACACACACAUACAGAACGGCACAGGUUUCUCCAUCCAAUAUGCUUCUGGGAAUGUGCGAGGGUUCCUGAGUGAGGAUGUGGUUGUGAUGGGGGGCAUCCCAGUGGUGCAGGUAUUUGCAGAAGCCACAGUACUUCCAGCCAUUCCGUUCAUAUUUGCCAAGUUUGAUGGCGUGCUGGGAAUGGGCUACCCUGAUGUGGCCAUUGAUGGAAUUACACCAGUGUUUGACCGCAUCAUGUCCCAGCACGUACUUAAAGAGGAGGUAUUCUCUGUCUACUACAGCAGAGAUCCCAAGCGAAAGCCUGGUGGAGAGAUAGUUCUGGGUGGGACUGAUCCUGACUAUUAUACAGGGUCCUUCAACUACUUGGAUACCAACGAGGAGGGGAAAUGGGAGGUCAGCAUUAAAGGUGUGUCUGUGGGGACAGACCUGAUGUUCUGCAAAGAGGGAUGCACUGCUGUGAUUGACACCGGCUCCUCCUACAUCACAGGCCCUGCCUCGUCAAUCUCUGUUUUGAUGAAGACCCUUGGUGCCACUGAACUGGCCGGGGUUGGGUACACGGUGAACUGUGAUCUGGUCAAAUCCCUACCUAGCGUGACCUUUCAUCUUGGAGGUCAGGAGUAUCCACUCACAGAAGAAGACUACAUCCUCUGGCAAUCACAGUUUGGAGCAGACAUCUGCAUUGUCACCUUCAAAGGCUUGGAUGUCCCGCCCCCCACUGGGCCUCUCUGGAUCCUGGGGGCAAAUUUCAUCGCCCGCUACUACACUGAGUUUGAUCGGAGCAAUAAUCGGAUAGGCUUCGCUAAAGCAGUGUGAUUUUGCCAUGUGUUUUCCAGUUCUUGUCUGUUUUUUCUUCCUCGAGUCUUUGCUGUACUUCUAGGAAUUCCUUUUGUUCCAUUUCCUGAGUUAGCCUGCAUAGACUGUGGUAACCCCAUUUGCAGCAGCUUGCAGCUGCCAAGCCUCCUGAUGAGGUUUGCAAGGGACAAAAGAUAGCUUCAAACCCAUAUUUUUUUGACAUUGUAAACACACUGGAUUGACAGACUUUAGUUAUGGGUGUUGUAAGGGCAGACGCUGGGCACACUGGCGUCUGGGCAUGCCUUGCCAUCUAUUAAGUUGAGUUUGUGAUGGAAAAAGACACCCAGAAAGGUCAUACAUAACAUCAACAAAUUACGUUUUGCUGCAGCCCUAUUUUCGGCUGCACAUGUGUUCUGUCAAGGAAUACAACUUUUCACGAGUGUAAAUUAUGUAAGCUUUUCUGACAUUCAAACAGACUAAAUUCCUCUACUGAUUGCACUAAAAAGUCUGUAUGAAUGAUUGGUAAUGUUAUCGAGUUAGUACACUUAUACUUUCACUAUGAUAGUUUUGAAUGCCAGAUUCAAUGGUGUAAUGUGUGAUGGAAAAAUAAAGUUGACCCAACACAGUUCUGCAUA
Messenger RNA from Clupea harengus (Atlantic herring), 2101 nucleotides. RefSeq names its product renin (gene ren). Gene Ontology annotation, molecular function: aspartic-type endopeptidase activity. The record is from RefSeq and is a predicted model, not a curated record. Gene Ontology annotation, biological process: angiotensin maturation. NCBI's taxonomy places the organism in Eukaryota, Metazoa, Chordata, Actinopteri, Clupeiformes, Clupeidae.